This is a messenger RNA of Xyrauchen texanus (razorback sucker), 4709 nucleotides long. RefSeq names its product APC membrane recruitment protein 1 (gene amer1). The record is from RefSeq and is a predicted model, not a curated record. Gene Ontology annotation, biological process: regulation of canonical Wnt signaling pathway. Bases 183 to 2933 code for a protein of 916 amino acids. The transcript has 2 exons. Gene Ontology annotation, molecular function: phosphatidylinositol-4,5-bisphosphate binding; beta-catenin binding. NCBI's taxonomy places the organism in Eukaryota, Metazoa, Chordata, Actinopteri, Cypriniformes, Catostomidae. Gene Ontology annotation, cellular component: plasma membrane.
GCUCAAUGAACAAAGUCAAUCACAGUCUCGAGCUCCUGUAGCGCUGCACGUUUGGACAGAAAAUAUGGGAAAAUAAGGUGUAACAUGUCUGAUAAACACUGCCCCAGUCUGUUCCAACCUGCCACUCGGGGUGGAUUAUUUACCACAAACCUACUCCAUUAGCCACAGUCAUCUGUGACACCAUGGAGACUGCCGCAGGACGUCAGGUGGUUGGUGCAACAGGGGGGCAACAAUCAGACUCUUUUUCCAGUGAUGCUCCACAAUCUCAGACACCGCCUAAAGUGAAAAUACGCAAGACCGCUUUCAAGUUUUUUGGUGGUCGGAAGAGUUUUUGUGUCCUACCAAGUUUUUUUGGUGGCCGUGGCAGAAGUGAAGGAAAGGGCUCGUCUAAAACAAGUGUAACAAAGAGCCAAACAUAUGAUGGGGUGAGCAGAGCAUGCUGGGAAGAUUUGGGCAGAGGCAGUGCUGAAGUAGCCACAGGGGACUUUGAGUUCUGCAGCUCCAGUGACCCCCUGAAAAAGCAGGAGGAUCACAGGAAGUCCCAAUCACUACCACGGCAGCGGAGAAGUCUUCGGGGUCUCUUCAGCAGCAUACGGAGACACAGAAAGAGCAAAAAUGUUGAACUAGAAAAACAUGAAUCUCUUGAAAUGUCCUCAAGCCUCUUUGUCAAAACCGUGCCUGGUGCCCUGUCAAGCAUCAGCGACAGUAGCGAUAGCCAUGGCGACAGUCAGGGCGAGGAGUUGGUGCCAGAUGUGCCUAAUCAAACUGCAGGCAGUGAGUGUGAACUGCCAUUGGCCUCCACUGCCGCUGAAUGUACAAAAGUUAUAACCCUAGUGCCUGAGAAAUUGAGAAGCAGGGGAGAGAUGGAUAAAAGUAAGAGAGCAGAAGAAGAUGAGAAUGGGCAACAGAAGCAAAAUGAGAGGCGGGAAGGAACGACUUCAUAUCAUCAACCUUUGUCUGCAGAGUCAGAACUGGACCGUUUGGCUGAGCAGAAUAUGAAUAUACCAGAUGGGGAGCUGCCUGCUGUAUCCUGCUCCUCUGACAGUGUGAACUUAAUGUUUGGUGAUGUUUCAUCACUGAAGAGCUUUGAUUCCCUGACAGGUUGUGGAGACAUCAUUGCAGACCAGGAUGAUGUCAGUGUUGCAGAAAGCUCAGUGUCUGGUGAGAGAGGCAGCCGAAAUGCUGGAAAGAGGAGCUCGUGUUUUGUGACGUAUCAAGGUGGUGGGGAGGAGAUGGCAACACCUGACAAGAUAGAAGGAGAUUACUUGCAGAGUUUGUGGGAAUCGGAAACUAAUAAUGAAGUCUGCUACGUCCCCUCAGACAGGGGCUCGGACAGCCCUUCGCUCACUUCUGAUCAGCAAAUCAGCUCCAUUCGUGCAAACUCCAGCAGCAGCCCAUUGGAAAUCACAGAAACUGGCCUCACACCUGCUGAUCUUUUGAGCCCUCAGAGUGAUCGGCAAGAGUCUGUACCCAACAGCGAUGAGGGAUACUAUGACUCCACCACACCAGGAAUGGAGGAGGAGAAUAGAGAUCGUCCACAUCAGGAAAGGCUUCCACGGGACAGCUACAGUGGUGAUGCCCUUUAUGAACUUUUUGAGCCUGAUGAUCACCUGCUCAGCCCUACUCUUUCUCCUGCAACCCUGCAGGGUGAUAAGUGUCCAACCAACCCUCUGUACACCCUAGGGACAGGUGCAAUGGAAACUGAGGAGGAGCGUCUGAGCAAGAUCCAGCAUGCUCUUUUGUGCUGUGAGCUCCAGAAUAUCAGAAGCCCAUCUAAAGAUCAGCUUUUGUUCAAAGAUGAUUGCUUUUAUGAUGAUUCAAAACUUACCACAAGCAAUGGUAAGAAGGCUUUAGAGGAAGUUAUUAAUAAGCGCUAUCCCCAAUCACCCCAUGCUGAUUCAGGGCUUAGCCCAAAUGUCCAAGAGCUACCCAGAUUGCAUCAAUCCAAGGAUCAAAGUCCCUUACUGCCCACCAGAGGCUGCAGCCAAUCCCAGGAAGAGCUAAUGGUCUGUUUUUCCCAAGCAUUGGUAGAUUUUACAAAGAACGCCAGGCUUUAUUGUAACUCCACAGAGAGUCUUGAUGACUCUGAGUCAAGUUCUCCUUUUGGCCCGAGUCUGAGUACCCUGCCUGCCAUUGUCACAUUUGAUGUGGUCGAUAUGGAUAAUGAGGGUGAAUGUGAGCAGCAGACUGAGCUUGUUGAGGAAGAGUUGGCUUCCCCUUACGAGCCCUUUGAAGAUGAUGGCUGUUACCUGCAGCAAGAUGCCUUUGCUGAGUGUGACCAGCGUACCUUUGAUGCCUAUGAACAGAGUCUGUUGCUCAGUAAUGCAUGGGGUAUCACCAGCCUUCCACGGCACCUCAGUUUGGGUCGGCCAUGUCCGCCAGUCCCUUCCCCGUUAGCACUAAAUCAACGCAGUCGCUCUCUUGAUACGGACAAUCUAGAGUUUCAGAGUAGUGAGCUUUACACUUAUGACUCAAAGCUUAGGAAUGCAGAAUGCAGUGACGUGGCAUUACCGCAUCAACCCUCCAGGAUUACUGUGGAUGGUUGGAGGCGGGGUUGUGGGCGAGACAAGCAGAGCAGCUCCGCCCAGCGAAGCAGCUCAUCAUCUCCACAGGAGCUGAAGUUGCCACAUGGGAGCCAAUCCUUUGUCAGAACUUCAAAUCACCCCUUUCAGAACAACUGUCAUAACCGGAACUUUGCUGGCAUCUCAAGAGUGGAUGGUGAAGGGGAGAUUUUGAUCGGUGGAGGGGAUGCGCUUUACCCCUGCAGUUACCCUCCUACAGGCACGCAGAGGAAGAAUCGACCUGUUGGGGUCACUCAGGGUGUGCCCCACCUUCGCUCUGACCAAUCAACUGAUCUGAGAGAAAUUAUGAUGAAGAACAGGAGGGGGGAGCUUGAUGGGGCUUUACCACUACAUCACCUAAAUCAUACCUAACAAACAUGCAUCUCUCCUGCUCAAAAUAAUAAAAUUAUACAGUUAGAUAAGUUAGUUAGAUGAUGCUGGAUGUUAACUGAGACUGAAUUGUAACACUCAAAUUCUCUCUGUAGUUGCUGUUACUGCCAGAUAAGCUAUGGUAUUCCUUUGUAAAGUACUGUGUAGUUUUUAUGAUCUAUAUUUUAGUUUCUGUGAAUUUAAGAGGAAGUUUGUCUGUAUCUGCUGUCUAUGUACAGAUUCCAUAUUGCUUUGCAUAUGUGUUGACAGUGACCCAGGUAUUUUUGUGGAGUUGGUUUUCAUUAUAUUUGCAAAAAUACAACAAUCCUAUUAAUUAUUUAUUUCUGAACAAGAAUGAAAAAACGUUUAAGAACAUUAGCACAUUCAUUCGAUUUCUGUGGAGACCCCGUUAAAGGGAUAGUUCACCCAAAAUGGUAUUUCUGUCAUUUCUAUGACUUAUUCGAACACAAAAUCAGAUAUUAGGUAGUCUCAGUCACCAUUCACUUUCAAUUAAUCUUUUUUCAUAUAGUGAAAGUGAAUGCUGACUGAUCCUUUCAUUCUGCCUAAUAUCUCCUUUUGUAUUCCAUUGAAUGAGAUUGGUGAGCUAUACAUUUAAAAUGUCUUUGUUUGAAUUGUUGAAUUUUUUUAUUUUAUUUUUUCUUGCAUUUCUUGCAUUUGGAAAUAAGACAAUGUUACAUAUGUUACAAGGUUUUAAUGUUUACAUCUUGAAAACUUUUAUGACUAGUCACACAUUUGUUUCUUAUAUUGUUUGUCGUAUCACACAAGGAACUCCAUAAUCUACAAUCAAGUCACAUAUUCAGUAUUCAGUGGCAUGGGGAAAAAAAAAAAAGCCCAAACUCCCAGUAUACCUGUGUCAACAAUUUACAUAAGACUUGUACCGAUCUGUAUAAAUGGUUAACUAGGAAUUGAACAGUAGAGACAUUUAAUGGGUAGUUUAACUAAUUUACUUAAAGGUUUUUUCAUACCAGACUUCACAUUUUACCUUCAUGGAACACAAAAGGUUAUUUUAGAAAGAAUGUUAGCCUCAGUCACCAUUCACUUUUAUUGUAUGUAUAAAAAAAGAGAUGCAUUGACAAAGAAUUGUAACUGACGCUUACAUUCUGCCUAACAUUUCUUUUUGUGUUUCACAGAAGAAAGUAAUAGGGGUUUAAAUCAACAUGAGGGUAGGUUAAUGAUGACAAUCUUUUCUGGUUUAACUAACCAUUAAAGGUUUAGCAUUUGGUGUUCUUACAAUUUGACUUAAGAGGUCGAUUUGCUGAAAUAUUUUUGUGCUAUUACAUUUUCUUUUUCUGCUAAACAGUAUGUGUUUGGUUGGAUGUUAUGUAAUCCAGUUAUCUGCCAUAUACUGAUGUUUGCUUAUCUGGAUACAUUUCAGUCUGUCAAGUCUGGCCCAAAGUCUUCAGUAAAUAUGAUCUGCGUAGUUUAUAAUCAAAGGGAACUAUCUCUUGAGUCACUUCAGAGAGAAUGUCAGAAAGCCUUUAAUGACGCUAUGUGAUUGUUCUUCAUUGCUGUACUUCAGUCACGAUUAUUCACCUUCAUCAGAAUAUCAGAAUGCCAAAGUCAUUUUUAUGCACUUACCGUUUUUAAGCCAGAUUCAGCUCUUAAGAUUGAAACAAUAUUUGUCCAUACCUGCAGUUGAUUCAGUGCAUUUUUAGAGUUUACAAUUUGUUUUAGUUGUUUUUUCUUAUGUUGUUUUUGGUACAUUUGUGUUAUUGUAAAUUAAUUUCCACACCCCAUUUUUAACUGACAUGAAUGAAA